Molecule: messenger RNA, 288 nt
Organism: Dibothriocephalus latus
Lineage: Eukaryota; Metazoa; Platyhelminthes; Cestoda; Diphyllobothriidea; Diphyllobothriidae
Source: the annotation of a GenBank genome assembly
AUGAAGCCCACAGGGCCCAUUGUGGAUGAAGGCAUUUCAGUGAAAUUGUUUCGUAACUUAGACGCCUCCGUCGACCAAAUCAUAAACGGUACACCUUCUGGUUCCCAUGAACAGUCGUCGGCCUACCCUAUGGAGGCGGAUGAAGACCAAGGGGAGGUCGGCGAAGGUUCGGUGGUUAUUCACUGUGUUAUGGGGCGAGAGCGCAGUAUGUUGCGUCCCCGAGUCGGAGUGGAACAGGCGCAGCCCAGUGACAGGUUGCCUCCCAACGUUCACAUCUGCGGCCGGUAG